UUCAUUGGUGAAUGUUUUGGGGCUGGUGAAGAAUACUAGGUAGAUGGAUGGAUGAAUGGAUGAAUGGAUGGAUAGCAAUCUGAAAUCAGUUACGAUAUAUAGAUGUAAAUAAAGUAAUUUCCCUGAGAAUGAUUUUACAAUGACUAGGUACGACACAACACGACACGACACGACACGCACACAGCAUACAUGAUACAGCAGACACCAAUAACAAACGCAACCCAAGAUUAAUACGAAAUCAUCAUUCAUUCAGGGUUCAACGUUGCCCAGCCUUAUAUGAAAGCUUUACCACUUUUUCCUCCGUAUUGAUAAUAUUAACCUGAGUACGGGGGGAUUGUGGGUUUGUACAGAGGAUGCACCGUUUUGGGUAACUAGGUUGGAAAGAAUAUAGCGCCAAGUCCCUGAAAGUUUCAGCGUUCUUCGUGGUUAGAUGUAAUAAAUAAAUUGGCAUUGUUCAUUUUCGAUCUCUCCUCUCCUGGACGUGCUGGAACCCCAAAGUUAAUCAACAAAUAAGAAGAAAUAAGAAAUAAGAAAUAGGAAAUAAUAAGGAAUCAGGAAUCAGGAAUCGGAAGUCGGAAAUCAGAAGUAAGCCAAUUCAACCGUUUAAGGAAGUCCAUACGGAUACGAUACUCUCCAUACUCGAGCCGUACUACUCUACCGGUACUAUUCUACUCUACUCUACUCUACUCUACCCUUCCCUUCCCUACCUCCAACCUUUUACCUCCCGCCUCCUACCCAGCUAGUCCUCUCAUCCCUUCAUCUCUAAACACAACAAUACUCGAGGGGGGGGAAAUCACGCCCAUUCAUUCACACCUCCUCCCUUCUAUACGACGCAUCCUAUCCUAUCACGUCCUAUCUAUCUCUCUCUCUCUCUCUCUCUAUCUACCGAAAUCUUUCUCCCUCUCUCCCUCUCUCUCUCUCUCUCUCUCUCCCUCUACGAAUCCCUCCAUCAAUUUAUACGCUCUUCCUCAUCCCUCCCAUCCACAUCCGCAUCCACAUCCAUCUCUCCACCCUCCAACAAAUCCAUCCGACCUUCCGCAAAACCUAAAUUCACAUUCACGAGAAGAAGAAGAAAAAGGGAAUCCUUCGCUAUUCGACCUCCUAUCGAACCCUCAACCAAUAACCUCCUACAAUUCACACUCGUUCACUCGCGCGCCCGUCCUUCGAUUGAUCGGCUUCCUUAUACGACCUUCACUUUUUUUUCAUCACCCGCGAUCGUUUCUAGAACCCCUACUGACUUCCAAACCCACCUGAACCUCUAAAAGAUCUCAACGCCACACUCUUAACGUUUCACCAUUGGGUCACACCUUAUUCAUACACAUAACGAACCAAAACACAACAGACGGCCAUUGAUUCAUUUUUGGCCCUAUCCUUCCAUUUGAUAGACUAGCAUAUCCCCAGUCUCCAUCGAACAUCGAACAUCCAAUAUUCUCUUCUGCUGAGACCCCCGCUCUCAGUGCAUGAAUUGAUUCAACCUUUUCGCAAACGAUCCGUCCUUUCUUUUCUUUCCACGACAGAUUCAAGUCAUUCGCUCCUUGGCUCCUGUUAAGGAGCCUUAAACACCGCCGAAGUGGCUUUCAGCAAAGACUCUCGAAAGUCCCUGCUUUCUCUUGGUCAGGGACCAUAUGAACAGGACGCUGGAGGGUAUUUUCAUCGUGAAGGACUCGCAUCAGGACCCAACGCGAUAUCAUCCGCAAGAAAAGAGAAGAUGUAUGUCCCAAAUACCCCAUGGACAUGGGCGUUCAUGAUUGCCGCAACCGUACAAGCCGCUGCAGUCUUAGCAAUUGAAUCAUAUGUGUUCGCAAAAUUCCAAACCAGUCUGGUCAAAGGCAAAGAACAAAUAGCUCUCGAUCGAACAAUUCCAACCUACCUUACUCUAUUCAUUUUCGGUUUCCUUUAUCAAGUUGUUCUAGUGUACGAUUCUCUACGACUCAAAAAUACAAUUCAGGUUAUCGGUCUUUGCAUGUACAAUGGCGGAAUGCUAAUCUAUGCCUCCAUUCAAUACGAUCAAAUUCAAACAGCCAUUGAAUCUUUGGGCGACCUUGGUUAUGUGGAUGAGGACGCAAAUGUCUGGCCGGAUGUGCAAGGGCUUUUGGUCGCAGUUCCAUGUAUUAUCGCUUUCUUCUCCAUAUUGAUGUCAUUCAUAGCCUGGAAGCUUUACGACGAAUUUGCCUGGACGAUUUACAAACACAUUAGCGCUGAUUUGCGGAUGAAGCGCAGAUUCUUGACCUACCAAAUUUACAUUGCCUUGUUGAAAUUCGAUUUCUUCUUCUUCUUGGGAUUCACCGUUCAAUUUCUAGUUAUCGUUACUGGUGUACAAGAUUUCGAAUUCGGUUUGACAAUAGCCGCCAUUCCCGUUACCAUCUUCAUUUUAUUCAUGGCCGCCUUCUGGACUCGACGUGAAAAUAAACCAGGAAUGCUCUCAGCCAUCUUCAUCUUUCAUUGUGGUCUGGCCUACUUCAUCUUCAAACUUGCUCGAAUGUACCAACCGGCCAAAGCAAAAGACUAUUUGCCAGUUCGGAAAAAUUUGACCAGUUUCGCCGUCAUCACAAUCAUUCUCAUUAUCCUAACAAUCGUAAACGCUUCGUUAUGUACGGCAAACUUCAACAAAGGUCUAAAGCCGCAUUUGAGAAAGCGAAAGCUUGGUGGUGAAGAGGAGAAGAUUGAUCACAUGACCGAAUUACCGGAUCUCAAUAAUUCUCACAAACAAACGAAUCGAAUGACAAUAGAUUAAACCAACAAAAAACUUGUGGAUAAAAAAGCGGCAUAUAACUUCAAGACAUCUGAUUACAUAUUUCGGAAUUGGAUCAAGGUUGUUUUGGACGGACUGUAUACUGGGACGACUAUGACAUUGGGUUUUCUUUUUCUUUCUUGUCACUUUUUCUUUGUUCCCUUUUUUCUUUUUUUCUAUGCGACUUUUAUUGAGAUAGUCAUUUUUGAGCGAAGAUAUUUAAGCUUGCCUUGCCUUGGUCAAUACGGCUGGCAUGCAGGUAAAGGCAUUCGAGGAAACGAAACCUCACUUCAUACCCGGAAUCGAUGGAUAUUGGUUGGUUGGCGUUUGAAGGGGCGUACUAUGUGAAUUUUUGUGUUAGGAAUGGCGCAAGUGUUUGCAAAGCAAGAUUCAGAUCGAAUCGUGUGAUGGUUGGAUGAUUGGUCUUUAGGACUAUUAUUCUGAAUUGGAUCGACUUGCUGAGCAGGAAAAUCUAUUUUUGACGGAGAUAGAAAGAGGCAGAGAGCACAGUAGCACAGCAUUCAGUAGCUUGCAAUGUGAUGUUUGCAUAUGAAAGCGCUAGCAAAGCGAAGGGAAUCUUUUAUGGAUGUAACGGGGGAAGGAGGAAAUGGGGAAGUGAAUGAAAAUUAUGGUCUUCAAUAUACGUCUGACGAUCUUUUGUGCUUUUUACU
Molecule: messenger RNA, 3402 nt
Organism: Botrytis deweyae
Lineage: Eukaryota; Fungi; Ascomycota; Leotiomycetes; Helotiales; Sclerotiniaceae
Exons: 4
Coding region: 1709-2734 (341 amino acids)
Cellular component (GO): Golgi apparatus
Source: RefSeq, a predicted model, not a curated record